AUGACCGCGGCACCAUCUCCUUCCUUCCAAUCGAAUCUGAGCUAUAGCAACAAAAGUUCUCACACCUUGAGACUCAACAUUAUGAGCAGUGUAUCCUCUGGCCAAACAAAUUCGCGUCAAGGCAAGCGGGCAGCCUGUGAUCGCUGUCGAGCGCAAAAACUGCGAUGCAUGCCGGGAGAUUCGGAUUCAUCUGGAAAAUGUGAACGUUGCGCCAAAGCGAAGGUGGACAUUUGUAGCUUCGGAGUCCCCAAACCUACUGGUCGUCCUCCAGUCACAGCUCGUCCCCCAAGGUUGACGUAUCAGAAUACCUCCCAGAAGACAGUACUGUGUGAGACGAUGUUUUUGCCUCGUCCUUCGAAUCACAUGAUCGACAGAAGCCCGCCUGUGUAUCAAGACUCGACCUCGCAAUCAAGCCACGCCCAGGCAAGCUUAUCUGGGCAUGUAUCCUACUCGCUCGGGCACGGAAAUCAAGAUCCCGUAAACACUCAGUAUGCUGCGUCCCCGCUCAACAACGAUAUGGUAAAGGAAUGGGCGGGGAUCUUGCCAACUCCACAAAGCAAUACGCAUCAACCUCAUCCACAAUUAUCAACCUUUGAACAUAUCAACAACGGCUUAGUAGACACAUCUAUCUCGCCUGACCUGAUGAAUCUUGAGAUGUUGAGUUCCGGGAGCGACUGGACACUGCCUACUGGUCAAGACCCUUCCUGGGCCUGUUUGACGCAUCAGAUGCCUCCAGAAUCUCGAUUCGAGCCAUCGAUGUGCCACCAACCACAUCUUGCUAGUGCUACAAUACUUGAUAGGUACCGUGAAAUCACCCAGAAAGAUCACGAAAUGGUGGAGCGCGGUAUCGGCCCGGCAACCGGAUCUUCUACUCCAUCCCAUGAACAGGGAAUGCCCGGAAGCUCAAAUACCGACCACGUAAUUGUCAAAGAAAGAAACGCUCCAGGUGACUUCGCAGCGACACAGCGGCACUGUAUGCAGCAACUUUCAGAACUAAACAUGGCUUUGUACGAACUCGUCGAGUCGAGCGAUUGUUUGCAACGUCACAUGGAUGCAUCAUCUACCAUUCAACCCUUUCCAUGUGGAUUUGCUGGAAGAGUUUUGCAAAACUCAGAGUGUUAUCUUGCCCUUCUACGGUCAUACCAGAACGAUGUUUCCGGUGUCGAAAGCGAGUGUGCCUCUCCAUAUGAUGUUUAUUCAAGCACGAGUACCGACGACAUAUUCUUUUGGGAGACUGGCAACAAACCACCACCAAGCAACCCCAACAUAAAUCUCAUAAGUUCAUCUUUCGGGCGGCAUGAGCGAGCAUCACAUUCGAUCGAUACGACUACAAUACUCCAACUGGCAGGUUGCUACCUUCGUUUGAGACAGGUACAUGAUGUGCUUUACACCACGAUAUGCAAAUGUAUCACUAUCAGGAUCUCUGAGCAUGAGCGGAUCAGUAGGGGCACAAACGUGAAGAGCUUGCAUUCCAUCGAGCUUCCAAACCAAGGGCUCUCAAUAUUUGCAGACAUACAACUGGGUGACAUGUCGCUGCGUGAGUAUGGAAGGUUCCAGAUCAAGUUUGUACUGCAGGUCAGUACACAUCUGCUGGGUGAGAUAGAAACUGUCUUGGGUCUCCCGGAAAAUUGCCGAGUUAGUAAGAUAGAGGAGGGAAAACAGAAUGGCAUAUUGAAUUCCACGAUGUCUUCUCACUUGAUAGAGGCACUCACCAGGAACUCUGAGGUAGGCAGAGAGAGGAACCAGAUUGCAAGCAUCAGAGAACGAUUGCUCAAGCUCCGAUCCCUGCUCAAAGGGACUAUUAAUAUAUGA
Messenger RNA from Aureobasidium pullulans EXF-150, 1812 nucleotides. RefSeq lists its product as uncharacterized. The coding region runs from base 1 to 1812 and encodes 603 amino acids. The record is from RefSeq and is a predicted model, not a curated record. Lineage: Eukaryota; Fungi; Ascomycota; Dothideomycetes; Dothideales; Saccotheciaceae. Gene Ontology annotation, molecular function: DNA-binding transcription factor activity, RNA polymerase II-specific; zinc ion binding. Gene Ontology annotation, biological process: regulation of DNA-templated transcription. The transcript has a single exon.